AUGGGAUCUUUCGUCUUCAAAUGGCCGCAUCCCAAUGCGCAAGAAGUCUACGUGACCGGCACUUUUGACGACUGGGCCAAAACCACGAAACUGGACAAGGUCGGCGAUCAUUUCGAGAAGGAUGUUCCGCUGAGCAAUACCGACGAAAAGAUCCUCUACAAGUUCGUUGUAGAUGGUGACUGGACCACAGAUCACACGGCGGACAAGGAAGAUGACGGGCACAACAAUAUCAAUAACGUGCUGCAUCCCGAGAACAUCAAGAAGGACCCGUCUUCUGCUGCUGUCUCAAGCGCUGCCCCCGGAAGCACAACAGCUGCCCUUGCCGGCGGCGUGCCUCUGGAGCAGAAGCAGUCUGCGCCCGGCGCCUUCCCUGAAACUCCGGCCAACGAACUCGACCAGCAAAUAGGUGUUGCUCCUCUGCCCGCCACCUCUGGCGCCGGCAACCCGGUCUCUGUUCCUGCUGGUGAGAAAGUGCCAGAAAACGUUACUGCGAGCACGGUUCAGUCCACAGCCACUACCUCGAAAGAAGACUAUGACAAUGCGGGUAGCUCUGAAAUGCCUGCCAUGGGCGGAGAGGCUGCGCAAUUUGGCGUCAAUCCUAUUCCUGCUUCCUCCGGUAUUGGCAACCCCGUGCAGACCAAGCCAGGCGAGGGUAUCCCAGAACAGGUGACCACGAACACCGUUGACUCGACGGCAACUACCUCCAAGGAGGACUACGAGAAGGCUGGUAGCUACGGUCUUCCUGCAGCCGGGAUUGCCGCUGGUGGCGUUCUGGCUGGCGCCGCUGCAGCCGUCGGCCUAUCCGGAAAGGACGACGAUAAGAAGAAUCUGAUUCCUGAAUCGUCUCUACCAAUUGGCCAAGGUGCUGACAGCACCCUCGAUGCCGGCCCGCACAUCCAGUCUUCCGGUCCUAGCUCAACAACAGCUGCGUUGGCUGGCAACGUUCCCUUGGAGAAGGACAAGGUUGCUGCUGCCGUACCCGCACCAGUCCAGGAGUCUCUGUCCGAAGCUCAUCAGUCUGCCGAGGCUGCAUCAUCCCCAGAGGCGGUCAAAGACAAGGAAUCUCUCGAAAAGGAGUUGCUGUCCAAGGUUCCUCCAAGCGAAGCCCAGGGCGAGCAUGCCAACCCUGCUGCGCAGACCAGCUAUCAUGGUCUUGCCACUACGGUACCUGCAACAGUGGAGAAGUCAAUGGAACAGGCCAACGCUGCUCCUGAGGCUGCAGCGGAUACAUCUGCUGUCGCCGAGAAGACUCAACUGGAACAGGAGCUCAAGCAAAAAGUUCCCGAGUCGAACGAGGCGGGUGAGUCUGCGCCAACGGCAACUUCUGCGACCUCUGCUGUUGCCCCUGGGACAUCAACUGCGACGAGCGCUGCCGCCGCUCCUGGAACUUCGUCAGUAGCGGCCGCCGCUCUGGCCGAUGGCGCUGGUGGAGAAGACCUUGCUACCACCAAGAACACCACCACGACUGCAGAAAAGACUGAAGGUGAUGCGACUGAAUACGCCCCUCCUGUCGCCGCGGGUGCUGCACCAGGCGUGUCGAGUGGCGCUGCAGCCGCACUCUCGGACGGUGCCGAUGCCGGUUUGGCAGAUGAGCCCGCUGUCAAGUUGAUGAACCAGAAUGAGGAUGCGGCUGCUCCCACCACGACCGAUGGGGCUGCCGACACCAAGAAAGAACCUGAAGUAGUUGCCCCUCCUGCCGCUACCACCACGACUGCUACGGAGAGCAAACCGGUUCCGGAGAGCAAGUCCACUACUGAGGACAAGUCUACUACUGCAGCUGCUCCUCCAUCCAGCGCACCGAGCACACCGACCAAGAACACAACCGAAGCGGAGAGUCCGGCGGGCAAGGAUAAGAAGAAGAAGCACCGGAUCAGCUCGUUUUUCAAGAAGAUCUUCGACUAG
Molecule: messenger RNA, 1902 nt
Organism: Cyphellophora europaea CBS 101466
Lineage: Eukaryota; Fungi; Ascomycota; Eurotiomycetes; Chaetothyriales; Cyphellophoraceae
Exons: 2
Coding region: 1-1902 (633 amino acids)
Biological process (GO): signal transduction
Cellular component (GO): nucleus; cytoplasm; nucleotide-activated protein kinase complex
Molecular function (GO): protein kinase binding
Source: RefSeq, a predicted model, not a curated record